CUACCACCUUCCUCACCCCCCAACCCCCAAGGCCCAUCACUUCCAAGGGUAUAAAUAUAGACAUACCAUGUAAAUCCUAAAUCUCCUCUUCCUUUCAUUACACACCAUACUAAUGAGAAAUUAGUAUAUUUAAAAGGGUUCAUUUUUUUAAUUAGAAUCGUAGUGUUCAGAUCAGCUUACAGUAUCUCGACUAAUUUUAGAGAGUAUAUAUCUGUUAUUCUAAGAUGGGAAAUUGUUGUCUUAAACGUGGAUCCAACAUGGUAUAUGCAGGAGAUGAUGAUGAUGAGUGGGAAUGUGUAGCACCAAAAAAUUUAGUCGCAGAUAAAGAAAAGUUGUUUUCGUCUUCCUCCUCCUCGUCAUCAUCAUUAUCAUCUCCUCCUUCUUCUUCUUCUUCUUCGACGAUGAUUAAUUAUAGAGAAGUGAAAAUAAGAAUAACAAAGAAGGAAUUGGAGAAAAUUCUAGCUGGGAAAAUUGACAACAUGGAGAAAGUGACAAUGGAGCAAUUAUUGUCAGGAUUUUUAAACUCAAGCAACAAUAGUCUUGAUUCGUUUGAGAAUAUUCAACGACAACGAUCUUGGAGGCCUCGUCUUCAAAGCAUUCCUGAGGUAAAUUAAAACAUCAAGAACGAGAAACAGGGAGUAGGCAAAUCUAAAAUUUAUAGUCGAUCAAUGUGUUCAGAAUGAAUCUAAUAUAUACACACACAUAAGCAUAAGAUCAUGUGAUAAAUAUCGUGCUUAUAUAUAUUGAGUUCGAGUUGAAAGUAAUGGAUUUAGGGAGUUCGAGGCAUAUGGGUUGGUUUGGAUGUGAGGGACUUUUGUUCCUUCAUUUUCUCUUUGUUUUUCUUUGUUUAUACAUUUUUAGGUUUUAGGUGUAUCAAUUGAUGAUGUUGUAAAGAAAUUGAAUAGAUUAAUCAGUGUUGUAUCAAGUUUAUUAUUUUGGAUUCUUUUGAAAUAUUAAUAUUUGUUUAUUUCUUAA
This is a messenger RNA of Lycium barbarum (goji berry), 975 nucleotides long. RefSeq lists its product as uncharacterized. The transcript has a single exon. Lineage: Eukaryota; Viridiplantae; Streptophyta; Magnoliopsida; Solanales; Solanaceae. The record is from RefSeq and is a predicted model, not a curated record. The coding region runs from base 225 to 614 and encodes 129 amino acids.